UAAUGAAGUUCGGAGGAAGCACGAGGAUCUUUGUUUUAGAUCAGCCAAUGGAGUCAGUACAGGAGGUAAUAGAGGCAGAGGCUGAAGCAGAGAGAGAGGACAUUAUACAGAAACAGAAUGAAUAUCAGGAACUGCUGGCAGUAGCUGAGGCUGAAAAGAGAGAGAGAGAGCAAUUUAAGGAAUCACUUGGCGCCACAUGGGGAUUGCUGACAGUGGAUGAUUUUGGUAGCGAGAGAGGAAGGGAUCAAGAAGUAGAGAUGGACUCAGGCAGGGAAGCUUAUUACAUUGACGACCCUAAGAAAGCAUUGAAGAAAUUCUUUGACAGAGAAGGCAUUGAUUUGGAAUACGAAACAGAAGAAACAAAUGAACCAAAUGGAAAGAUUUACACAGUCAGGGUAAUGUUACCCAUUGAAGAUUUGUCAGGUCAACCAAUAUAUGCUGAAGGAUCACAGAAGGGAAAUAAGAAAGAAGCUGUUGUCAAGUGUGCCUUGGAAGCUUGCAGACUAUUAGAUAAUGAAGAUGUACUCAGAAAUCCAAUGAGAAGUUAUAAGCGGAAGAAAAGAGAUUGGGAAGAGAACGACUAUUAUGACAGUGAUGAGGAUAACUUCCUUGAUAGGACAGGAGAUGGUAUACACAUGCACGUAUUGAUGUCCUUAUGCUAUAUAGAAAGUCUGAGCCGAUUCCGACAGAUAUAUUUAAGUUAUGUGCAUUUUUAGAAAUGAGUCAAUUUUUGAAAAAUA
This is a messenger RNA of Amphimedon queenslandica, 740 nucleotides long. RefSeq names its product kanadaptin-like. The record is from RefSeq and is a predicted model, not a curated record. Lineage: Eukaryota; Metazoa; Porifera; Demospongiae; Haplosclerida; Niphatidae. The coding region runs from base 3 to 716 and encodes 237 amino acids. The transcript is spliced from 6 exons.